Thalassophryne amazonica is the source of this 1266-nucleotide messenger RNA. RefSeq names its product Mix paired-like homeobox (gene mixl1). The transcript is spliced from 4 exons. Gene Ontology annotation, molecular function: DNA-binding transcription activator activity, RNA polymerase II-specific; RNA polymerase II cis-regulatory region sequence-specific DNA binding. The record is from RefSeq and is a predicted model, not a curated record. NCBI's taxonomy places the organism in Eukaryota, Metazoa, Chordata, Actinopteri, Batrachoidiformes, Batrachoididae. Gene Ontology annotation, biological process: endoderm formation; regulation of transcription by RNA polymerase II; endoderm development. Bases 49 to 1203 code for a protein of 384 amino acids.
CCAUUCACACAUCCAGCACCCUGACCUUUGAUCCGUGGGGGGAUUUAAAUGCACCGACCAGCGGCUCCGCUCAUUGCUGGAAUGACGCGCGACAUGUCUGCGUUCGGCGGCAACCUGCGCGCCGGAGCUUUGACAAACUAUCAAACGUACAUGGAAGGAACUGCACACGGAGCCGCCAACUCAGAGAAGCCUCCGCAACCCCGAACGUCUCCACAGAUUCCGUGCGUAAUUUACGCACCGCCUCCAUUAUUCAUUAAACUGAUUUUUGUUGCAGAUUACAGCGCACCAGCCGCCGCAAACUACUUCAAGUCUGCACAUUCUGCAGCCGGAGCGGGUCAAUGUACGUCGGUUCUGAGCCACAAGCGAAAACGAACCAACUUCAGCCAGCAGCAGAUUGAAGUGCUGGAGAAAGUUUAUUCGGACACCAAAUAUCCAGACAUCUACCUGCGAGAGAAGCUGGAGGCGCUGACUGGGCUCCCGGAGUACAGGAUUCAGGUUUGGUUCCAAAACAGGAGAGCAAAAUCCCGGCGCCAAGUUGGGUCAUCGGUGUCCAUGAAAACCUCCAACACUCCACGCACCAGUGCUUUCAGCCAACAACAAAGCAGGACGGAUCCAGAUAAAGUUUACAAUAACUACGGAGCCGAGACGCACAAGAUAGGAAGUUACACACUGGAAAACAGUUUCAGACACACGGUGCACCAAAACACAAUGGACACGCACAAGUCUGGUCAAACUAGCAAGAGCAGCGGCUAUGAGCACAUGUCUGCAUCCUGCAUCUACGACGGGAACAAAACCAGAAUGAAGCCAGAGCAGAUUCAACAAGACGAGGUGAGCGUUAACAUCCCGUGCUGCAAUGUCCAUCUUUACCCAGAGGAAAGUGGGCAUCACCCAGAGCGCCAAGCCAACGCCAUCAGCGACCAGGGUCAAGGUCCGAAGGCACUGGUAGAGUACGACAAUUUCCCACCGAACAAAACCAUCGGACCAGAGAUGAAAGUUGUGAUCCCACCAAUCUUGAACCACAAUGUGUUCAACAAGCCAUCACUGAAGGAGAACGGCUGUCAAAUCCAGUAUCUACCCGUGAGAUCCAGAGGGAACAAGUUCAAUCAGUUCUCCCCAAUCCACACCCCCGAGGGGUGUGAGAUCUCCGACUCGGACUCCGACUGGGAAAACAAAGCUUUGCCUGGCUUUAGUGGCUUCAUGUGAUGUACCAAAAUGUUUGUGUGAAAAUAAAAUCCUAUUUAUUAUAAAAUGAUAAUAAACUAUUUG